AUGGCGGCCAACGCUGCAGCUUCAGAGAGCUCGGUGAGGAAGAGGCGCGUGGACAGCAGGAGGACGGAGACGGAGAGAGUCCCUGGCGGCUCUUCAGACGGAACUGCCACCAAUGGAGACUCGGAGAAGAAGCAGUUCGUGUCCUUACAACCCGGAACUUACUGGCUCACUCGUAUUGUGCUGCUGCGCUCAGUCUCUUUCAUUUACUUUGUGGCCUUCAUGGUUGCCUACAACCAGAACAAGCAGCUGAUUGGAGAGAAUGGGCUAAUGCCUUGCAAGAACUACCUGAACAGCGUCAAGCGCUACGUCGGAGGAAGGAUCGGCACGUCGGCCCUGGCAUACGCACCUUCUGUCCUCUGGUUCUUGGACUGGACCAGCAUGGACGCCAACCUUGACUGCAUUGCCUUGGUUGGGGUGGUGUUGUCAGGGUUCGUCCUGGUGACAGGGAUGGCCAAUAUGGUGAUCAUGGUGACUCUGUGGGUGCUUUACCACUCCUUGGUCAAUGUGGGACAGCUGUGGUACUCCUUUGGUUGGGAGAGCCAGCUGUUGGAGACGGGCUUCCUGGCUGUCUUCCUGUGUCCGGUGUGGACUCUGUCCCAGGUUCCCAGCAGCUGUCCCCCCUCCCUCGUCUGCAUCUGGACCUUCAGGUGGCUCAUCGUUCGCAUCAUGCUGGGAGCCGGCCUCAUUAAAAUCAGAGGAGACCAGUGCUGGAGAGACCUGACCUGCAUGGACUACCACUAUGAGACCCAGCCAGUGCCAAACCCCGUGUCCUACUACCUGCACUGCUCUCCGUGGUGGUUCCACCGCUUCGAGACUCUGUCCAACCACUUCGUUGAGCUCAUCGCUCCCUUCUUCACCUUCCUGGGCCGCCGGCUGUGCAUGGUGAACGGAGCCAUCCAAAUUCUCUUUCAGGUGGUCUUGAUCAUCAGCGGGAACCUGAGUUUCCUCAACUGGCUGACCAUUGUUCCUAGUUUGGCCUGCUUCGACGACGCAUCUCUAAGCUUUCUGUUUCGCUGCGGCUCCAGAGCUAAGGAGGCGGCGCUGGAGAUCCAGAAGAAGGAGGUGACUGGACAAGUCCCCAAACCCACAAAAGGCAUGUUGAUACGGCGGGUGGUGAACAUUUCUUUGGGUGUUCUCAUUGGCGUCCUGAGCGUGCCAGUGGUGAUGAACCUGUUGAGUCCGCGGCAGGUGAUGAACACUUCCUUCGACCCGUUGCGCAUCGUCAACACCUACGGGGCUUUUGGAAGCAUCACCAAAGAACGGACUGAGGUGAUCUUCCAGGGAACUCUGAGCCCAGAUCCCAAAGACCCUGAGGCGGUUUGGGAGGAGUACCAGUUCAGGUGUAAGCCAGGAGAUGUGUACCGACGGCCCUGCCUCAUAUCGCCCUACCACUACCGGCUGGACUGGCUCAUGUGGUUCGCUGCCUUCCAGACCUACGAGCAGAGCGAGUGGGUCAUCCACGUAGCAGGACGCCUGCUGGCCAACGACAGCACCGUCCUCUCGCUGCUCGACCACAACCCCUUCCAAGGCAGAGACCCCCCCAGAUGGGUUCGAGGAGAACACUUCAGGUACAAAUUCUCUCAGCCGGGCAGCGCCAGCGCAGCGCAGGGCAAAUGGUGGCUGAGAAAACGCAUCGGAGCCUACUUCCCUGCUGUAGACCUGGAAGGACUCAGAGGCUACUUCCAGUCCAGGAACUGGCCUCACCCACACAUCCCACCAAGCAGGAGCUGAAGUCACUUCAAAGCAGUUUGGAACCAAGGUUACACUCUAUGCAGAUGACAUCAGGUUUCUCAAGAACUGCUUGAUAAAACGUCUCUUUACUCAGAACACCAGUACAACCAUUCCCAAUCAUUGUGAAGGUUUUGAAGCUCUCGGUUUUAAACGAUUAAGCUCUAAAAACAUGCUGAGGACACCUGAACGUAAACGUACUAACCGGUUAGUGGUCAACUUGAUUAAUUUUCUCACCAAGUCUUUUUGGCUUCCUACAUGUGUUUUUUUUUUUUUUAACUAGCUUUAGCUUAGCUGGAUUUUGAGAGCUGAGCCACAUUAGCAUGCUAUCUGGGACCGGAAUACAGUGUCAAAACAAGCUCACUUUCACUUUAGCACAUGUCAAAAUAGCAAAAAGAAAAAGAAAAACACUAAGGAGGUCUUCUUUGUCAAGACAUUUUCAAAUCUAAAUAUUUUUCUUUAAAAAAAAUCACAAAUAGGGGUGCUGUGGUGGCGCAGGGGCAAUGCAUGACCCACGUAUUGAGGCCUGCGGUGGUCGCAGGUUCGAUUCCCAGUCUGGCGAUAUUUGCCGCACGUCUUCCCCCUUUCUCAUUACCCACUUUCCGGUCAGACUACUUUCAAAUAAAGGCCACUAGAGCCAACAAAAAAAAAUCUCAAAUUCACAGGAGAAACACUUGAUAGACUAAAAAACCUAUUUUGAAUACAUUUGGACAAAAUAGUGUUUAAGGAAAGCAGAUGGGCAAAAUUAUUUUCUCUGAUGAAACAUCCUUUUAUUAAUGGGGAACAGCUGAGAAAUUAUUCAUCUUCCUCUGAGAUUUACUUUUUCUUCUUCUCAAGCUCUUCCAUUAAUAAAGAGUGAGAUCACAACAAAAUGGGAAAAGUAUGUUUCCAAGAGCCUUCCCAGAUCAGAACAAUUUUGAAAAUGUGUUGUCAACAGCAGGUUAACCGAAAAUAUCCAACAAACCUGAUCAACUCUGAGCUCCGAUGACAAGAAUGGGUCAUUAUAAAUCAAUAGUUGGUCCAGAACCUGCAGCAGGGAAAACUUGGAGUUUUAAAGAAGAAACAUAAACACUGUAAGUGUAAAUUAUUUGCAUAAAUUUUAAUAAUUGACACAUGAAAUUCUUAAAACGUUUAAAAAGUUUGAAUCAUCCACCAUUGAUCCACAGAGACAUGGAGAAGAAACUAAAAAGCCACAGAACAGACAGCGCAAUACCAAAGAAAGACCAGCAGAUGGUGCUGUUACUCCAAACAUCCAGUCUUAUCUGACCCCAGCUGAACCUCUAGAGAUAAAAAUAUGUGCUUAGAAUAUUUUUCAGGAACAGCUCAAGUACAACCAUGGGUGUCAUAAACUGGAAGAUGUUGGACAACCAAUUUUGGACUUCUUAACCUGGAUGAGAAAAAGAACGAGAUGGAUGUGAAUGCAACUGUAAAGCACGGUUGGGGAGCUUCAUGCUGAGGAAUUGUUUCACUGGGGUUUAAUUACAAAAAAAUAAAAGAAUUGACAGUGGACUUUGUUGAAUCCUCUUCAUUCCUUGUCCUCCCUCCCUUAGUUUGGUCCUUCUUAACUCUUUCUGUUGCUUUUCUUUUUACCUUCCAAAAAGAAAGCCAACAACAUAUAUUUCUGUCCUUGCCUUGUAUCUUUUCCUCCCUAUUUCCUUGUGUCCUUCUCCUUUCCUUCAUUGCGUCCUACCACUGUUCUUCCUUUCUCCCUUGUGUCUUCCUUCCUUCCUAAUUAUUCCUUGUGCCACCUCCUUCCCCUUGUGGCAUGCCUUGUUUCUUCUAUGUGCCCUCUCUUUUUGAUGCCCUUAUAUCCUUACUUCCUUCUUUUCCUCUCCUUCAUUUUUCCCGUUAUUCCUUCUUUGUAUCCGUUUCUUCUCCUUGCAUUCCUACCACCCUUCAUUCGAUCCUGCCUUUCUUCUACCCUUGCAUCUUUGUUCUACCUCUCUUCCUUACAUUAUUUCUCCCCUCCCCUCCAUUAAUGGCCCUUCUUUUUGUCCUUCCUUUGGAUCCCCGUUCCUUCCUUGCACAAACAUUUAUCGUGUAUUUAUAGAGAUUUUAUAUUUUAUGGUGAAUGCAUAGACUGUGAUUUCUGGAAAGUUGACUUCACCCUGAGCUUAACAAAUCAUGUCUGUCCAGAUAACAGAUAAAUGUGUCUUUUGUGGUAAAGGUGUUACAGCAUGAUGAAUAAAUUCCCCGGAGAAUGAAAA
Molecule: messenger RNA, 3935 nt
Organism: Xiphophorus couchianus (Monterrey platyfish)
Lineage: Eukaryota; Metazoa; Chordata; Actinopteri; Cyprinodontiformes; Poeciliidae
Gene: lmf1
Product: lipase maturation factor 1
Exons: 11
Coding region: 1-1731 (576 amino acids)
Biological process (GO): protein maturation
Cellular component (GO): endoplasmic reticulum membrane
Source: RefSeq, a predicted model, not a curated record